AUGUCUGAGUUCAGUGAGAGAAACCCUUCUCCUGGUCGACUUCAUGUCUCUGCAGAACCUCUGAUGGAGCAGAUGGAAGAGAAGCAGGAGAAGUGUGACAUUCUUUCACUUGGAGAACUCAUGUUCCAGUUCAAUUCCCCUGGUGUCCCCCACGAUGAGACUGAAACUCAGCUUAAAACUGAGCAGACCUCGUCUUGUGAACCGGCAAAGAACCAGGAACCAGCCCCUCAGAGCUGCUUGAACCAGGAACCAGCUCCUCAGAGCUGCUUGAACAAGGAACCAGCUCCUCAGAGCUGCUUGAACCAGGAACCAGCUCCUCAGAGCUGCUUGAACCAGGAACCAGCUCCUCAGAGCUGCUUGAACAAGGAACCAGCUCCUCAGAGCUCCUUGACUAAACCUGGCCCUAAGAAGAAGAGGAAGCAGAAACCAGCCAAGAAUCUGCAGGGUGGGCUUGAAGAGCCAAAGACCCCGAUAAAAAGCUUUUCCACAAGCGAACGAGGAAAGUCUCCCCCAAUUGCGCCUGCACAGGCCAGUUUAUCCAGCACCGAGACUCAGCAGAGAUCACCUGACGAGCCCAUCAGUGGAAACAAGUCCACCCUGGAGGAUCUGCCCUUAGUGAAAGGGGACGAUAUAAAGUGUCUUCUCACAUCCUUCUGGGAGAACCUGCAAGCUGAAGACGUCAGUGAGCAGAAGACCAAGGCCAAGAUGGAGCACAUGUUCAAGGACCUGAUCUGUGUGUCGGCCAAUGAGGUCCUCAGGGCGUUAGUGACCAGGAAGAGUCUGUAUGAAUGUUCCCCUGGUAAGGUUCAGGUGUCGCAGACAGGAGUCAAAGGUUCACUCAGCCCCGUCUUUAGAACCUUCAUCAAAACUCCGUCUACAGAAGAGUUCAUCGCUCUGGACAGAGUCAUAAAACUCCUCAGUACAGAAGUGGCUCUCACGGUCAACUCUGUGCUGAAGGACAACUGUGGCUUUGAGCGUGUUUCUGCUGGUGGAGGAGAAGGACUAUUCCACACCACGGAGAACCCUGCGCCACAUCGCUGCUAA
Messenger RNA from Knipowitschia caucasica, 1044 nucleotides. NCBI's taxonomy places the organism in Eukaryota, Metazoa, Chordata, Actinopteri, Gobiiformes, Gobiidae. The record is from the annotation of a GenBank genome assembly.